Molecule: messenger RNA, 1473 nt
Organism: Fusarium coffeatum
Lineage: Eukaryota; Fungi; Ascomycota; Sordariomycetes; Hypocreales; Nectriaceae
Exons: 2
Coding region: 1-1473 (490 amino acids)
Molecular function (GO): oxidoreductase activity
Source: RefSeq, a predicted model, not a curated record
AUGAGUCGCUUGGGAAGGCGAAGCCAUACCUCAAAACCACAUAUUGCUGUGGUUGGUGCUGGACUUGCUGGUCUUCGCUGUGCGGACAUACUCCUUCAGAAUGGCUUCCAAGUUACCAUUAUCGAAGCCCGUAAUCGGGUUGGUGGGCGCCUGCACCAAGAGCUUCUCCCAAAUGGACAUCUAGCCGACGUAGGGCCAAAUUGGAUACACGGAACCGACGACAACCCCAUGUUGGACCUUGCCAAGCAAACAAAUACCGCUGUCAGUGACUGGGACUCGACUUCGUGUGUAUUCGGCGAGAAUGGGGAGCUCUUCUCACUCGAAGAUGGAGAGAAAUACUCCACCAUCAUGUGGGAUAUCGUUCAGGAUGCCUUCAAGCAUUCUAACAACUCUUCGCAUGAAAUUGAUUCCAGGGAGAGUCUCCACGACUUCUUUGUACAGAAGGUAACUGAGAAAGUGCCAAGCACCGACGCCGAUUACGAGAGGAAACGAAAUAUUGUGAUGCAAAUAUCCGAGAUGUGGGGUGCUUUCGUAGGAAGUCCCAUUUACAGGCAAAGUUUAAAGUUCUUUUGGCUGGAGGAAUGCAUCGAAGGCGAGAAUUUGUUCUGUGCUGGAACUUAUAAGAAGGUAUUAGAUGAAGUUGCGAAGCCCGCUCUCGAGGGUGCUGAGAUCAAGUUCGAAACCAAGGUUGACAGGAUAUCGUAUCAAACGAAUCCCGAGGACAAGGCUAAGGUCAGAAUACAAAAUGGCCAAACGCUCGACUUUGACGAGGUUGUUGUGACAGCACCUCUUGGAUGGCUAAAACGAAACCUCGAUGCUUUCGAGCCUGCGCUGCCUGCUCGAAUAACCAAAGCAAUUGGGGCUAUCGGUUACGGAUGCCUUGAGAAGGUUUAUGUUAACUUUCCCAAGGCCUUUUGGCUGGAAAAGGAAGGCGAUAACCGAAAAGCAGAGGGGUUCGUACAAUGGUUGUCUCCAAACUACGUUCCUGAUCUGAACCCAAAGAGGUGGAAUCAAGAGGUUGUGGAACUUGCAAGUCUCGGCCCGGAAGUGUCACACCCUACGCUUCUGUUCUACACCUACGGCGAACAAUCGAAGUACAUUACUGGGGAACUAUCCAAGAUGUCGAAUCCUAAGGAGAAGGACGAGUUCCUUCUCAACUUCUUCAAGCCAUACUACUCACUAAUGCCACACUACUCAGAGAGCGACCCUGAUUGCAAACCUUCUGGAUUCAUGGCCACAGAUUGGCUUCACGAUGAGCUUUCUGGGUUUGGAAGCUACAGCAACUUCCAGGUUGGCUUAGAAGAAGGCGAUACGGACAUCCGGACGAUGCGGGAGGGUCUUCCGGACCAUGGAUUGUGGCUGGCAGGCGAACAUACGGCGCCGUUUGUCGGUCUAGGCACGGCGACCGGGGCAUACUGGAGCGGUGAGGCGGUUGGGAAGCGUAUAGCGGAAGCUUACGGGCGGGCCAAGUAA